Messenger RNA from Rosa rugosa (rugosa rose), 876 nucleotides. RefSeq lists its product as uncharacterized. Bases 52 to 876 code for a protein of 274 amino acids. The record is from RefSeq and is a predicted model, not a curated record. NCBI's taxonomy places the organism in Eukaryota, Viridiplantae, Streptophyta, Magnoliopsida, Rosales, Rosaceae. The transcript has 3 exons. Gene Ontology annotation, molecular function: RNA-DNA hybrid ribonuclease activity; nucleic acid binding.
CCUUCCUCCUCUUCAUAUAGCUCUCAUCAUCCAAAAUUUUCAUUAUCCAAUAUGGCCGAACAAAGGGGAAACACACGUCCAGUGGCCGGACAAGAGGGAGAUCAAAGUGAAGAUACUCAAGAUAAAAGGAGAUGGACGGAUGAGGAAGUUGUUCAAUUGUGCAAGUCUUGGAAAGUUGUAAGCCAAUGUCCGGCUGUGGGCACAAAUCAGAAAAAAAACGACUUAUGGAUGCGCGUGAAGCGACAUUUUGACGCAAAUUGGCCGCAAAGCCGAUCAACCCAAUCUUUGCAGGGAACGUGGAAAAUUUUGAAGGUUGAACUCUUUGAGUGGCAUUGUGCAUUAAGGCAAGCGAAAAAUUGGUACAAGAGCAGUUCGAAUGCGGUUGAUGAGCAAGAUGAAGCACAGAAAUUGUGGCAUAACGGGAUGAAGAAAAAAGGGAAGACCAAAAGACACCUGUUUCAGAGUUUUGAUAGUUACGCUGUUGUGGAGGGCUUUGCACAAUUUAAAGACAUCCCUAGCCAUACAUCCGGAGGAACAUCAAAUGUAGGAAGUCAACAUACGCACACACAACCAAUUGCUGAAAAUUCCCUCAUCAACUUGGACAUGGAUUUGUUGAACAAUGGUGUUGAUAACCUUCAUCCUCUUAAUAGUGUUAUCAAUAGCUGCCUACAAAUGAAAGCUAGAUUUGAAGAAUGCAUUGUAGCUCAUGUGUAUCGAGAAGUUAACAUGGUUGCAAAAGUGCUAUCUAAAUGUAGUUUGGACACUAACAUAGGCACUAUCUACAUGGAGCAACCUCCUCCUCAAGUUAUCAAUGCCUUCCUUGAUGAUUUGAGUGAAGUUCCUAGAUCUAGGAAAGUUUGUAAUGCCUUAAGUUAG